AUGUCGUCCAUGCGAGGCCUGGUUCAAUUCAUAGCCGAUCUACGAAACGCCCGGGCAAGGGAACUGGAAGAGAAGCGCAUCAACAAGGAAUUGGCAAACAUCAGGCAGAAAUUCAAGAGCGAGAAAUUAGAUGGCUACCAGAAAAAGAAAUACGUCUGCAAGUUGCUCUAUAUUUACAUCCAAGGAUACAAUGUCGACUUUGGACAUCUCGAGGCGGUCAACCUCAUUUCUGCCAUCAAAUACUCUGAAAAACAGAUCGGAUACCUGGCCGUGACUUUGUUCCUCCACGAACAACACGAACUCCUUCACCUGGUGGUCAAUAGCAUUCGGAAAGAUUUAAUGGAUCACAAUGAACUCAACAACUGCCUGGCCUUACAUGCUGUGGCCAAUGUUGGUGGAAGAGAAAUGGGUGAAGCCUUGAGUGCGGAUGUUCAUCGACUUCUCAUAUCUCCCACCUCGAAAUCCUUUGUCAAGAAGAAAGCCGCCUUGACCCUCCUCCGUCUCUAUCGAAAACAUCCGGUCAUCAUGCAACAAGAAUGGGCGGAAAGAAUAAUAUCAUUGAUGGAUGACCCAGAUAUGGGGGUGGUUUUGUCCGUGACAUCGUUGGUCACGGCAUUGAUUCAAGACAAUCCUGACGCCUACAAAGGAAGUUAUGUCAAGGCUGCUCAAAGGUUAAGAAAGAUUGUCAUCGAAAACGACAUAUCUCCCGAUUAUCUCUACUACAAGGUUCCUUGCCCAUGGAUACAAGUCAAGUUUUUGAAACUCUUGCAAUACUACCCACCGUCAGGCAAGUUACACUACAUGAAAGCGAGCCAGGUUCUGACAGGCUGA
Messenger RNA from Rhinocladiella mackenziei CBS 650.93, 831 nucleotides. RefSeq lists its product as uncharacterized. Bases 1 to 831 code for a protein of 276 amino acids. The transcript has a single exon. Lineage: Eukaryota; Fungi; Ascomycota; Eurotiomycetes; Chaetothyriales; Herpotrichiellaceae. Gene Ontology annotation, biological process: intracellular protein transport; clathrin-dependent endocytosis. Gene Ontology annotation, molecular function: clathrin-cargo adaptor activity. The record is from RefSeq and is a predicted model, not a curated record. Gene Ontology annotation, cellular component: AP-2 adaptor complex; membrane coat.